AUGUCUCAUGGACACCAAAGUUUAUUAAAAGUUUUUGAACAUCUUGUAUCAACUAGACCAAAAGAAAAAGCUCUUUUGGUCCCAAAUGGUGCAGAGUAUGAAGAAAUCAAAUUUCAAGACUUGGAUCUUAUUAUCAAUAAAUACGCUAACUAUUGGAGUAAACAAUUGGAGAAUGAAACCUUGGAGAAAGACUGCGUGAUCGGUUACUUAUCACAAAGUGGCCCUGAAUACUUAUAUAAUUUCAUGGCUUUAUGGAAAUUAGGCUUCACAGUUUUAUUCCUUAGUCCUAAAAAUUCCGAACCUGCAUUGAUUCAUUUACUUCAGGAAGCUAAAUCGAGUAUUCUCAUUUACGAUUUUCAACUUUCAAAAAUCUCCAAAAAUGUGCAAAGUGAAUUAGGUUCUCAACAUUCGCAAACGCUUAAAAUUUUUCAACUUCCUAACAAUUUAAAGAAUGAAAAUAUUGAUCAUUCAGCACCUGUUCUAAAACUAGAUGAUAAUCCUUAUGAAAAAAUUAUUGCUAUUUUUCAUAGUUCCGGCUCAACUUCAUUUCCUAAAUUAGUUCCUCUCACUAAUCGUUAUUUUUUGGUUGUUAAUUCAAGAGAUAAGGCUGACGAUAUUGUCUUAGCAACCCCUCCAUUAUUUCAUAUAUUUGGAAUGACUGUCAUUAUGACUACUAUUCUCAAUCCUGGUUCCGUAUAUGUAUUUCCAAUAGUCUCAGGAUCAGUUCCUUUAGUAAAUGAAAUUUUACAUAGUUUAAACCAAUUUAAGGCUAGUGUUUUUAAUACCUUACCCGCUACUAUUGAACAAAUUUAUAAAAAUCGCCCAGAAGAAGUUAAAGCUUUAUUAAAAUUAAGAUCUGUUAAUUAUGCUGGAGCUGCAUUGUCACCUCAAAUAGGUGAACGACUUGUUCAAUCCGGCGUCAAUAUCCAAACUGCUUAUGGUUCGACUGAAACAGGAGUCAUUAUGGAUUCACGUAUAGUUAAUAAAUCUUCUUUACCUAAUAUCCCAUGGAAUGCAAUGAAAUUGGCAAUAUCAGAAAGUUAUGUAAAAUGGAUAGAAAGAAAUGAUUUUAUCGAUGGCGCGAAAGAAUUAAUUAUAAAAAAAGAAGCACCAACCCUUUCAAACAUUAAAGGAAAUACUGAGGAUGGUGAUUAUAAAGUAGGGGAUCUCUUUCUUGAAACUCCAAAAGGUUCCGGCUUUUAUAUUUUACUUGGCCGAGCUGAUGAUACAAUUGUUCAUAGUACUGGGGAAAAGACAAAUCCAAUUCCGAUCGAAGAAACAAUUCGUCUUAAUCAAUUUGUUAAACAAGUAGUAGUUGUUGGAUUUAAUAGACCAUUCAAUUGUCUUUUGAUAGAACUCGAUUAUGAAAAUAUCAAAAUGACUCCUUUAUUAGAUGUCACCAAAAGUAUCGUUGAUUCAAUACAUCAAGCUAAUAAUGAUUGUCCAUCACAUUCACGAAUCUUUGAUGAAAUGGUUUAUAUCUUACCUCUUGAAGGAAAAACUAUACCCCGAACUCUCAAAAAUAAUGUUCAACGUAAAAAAGUUGAAAUAGAAUUUAAAGAAGAAAUUGAAAUACUUUAUGAUAAUUUUGUAAAUGCAAAAAUCGUCUCAAAUAAUAAAUCAUCUAAUAAUCAAUGGAAUGAAGAUUCUAUAAAAUCUAUUGUAUUAGAUUCCCUUAAAUUAGCCAUUGGUGAUUCAUUUUCACUAACUGAUGAUGGUGAAACCUCAUUUUUUGCUAUUGGUCUAGAUUCUUUAUCUGCGACUAAAUUGCGAGCUAUUCUUCAAAAACAAUUUCAAGUUAUCAACCUUCCUCAUGAUGUGAUUUUUGAAUAUAAUACAUUCCAAAGUCUUACACAUUAUUUGACAAAAGAAUUAUUAAAAAAUGUCAGCUCUCCACAAAGUCAAAAUGUUGAAGAUGGCUACGAAGCAAAAUUACAGGCUCUUAAAAACGAAGUGAAUUCAUAUAUUCAGAAGUACAGUACAACUGAUAAAUUUCCUCCCGUGGGUAACUUUAAUAAAAUUAAUGAAAACGUAAAUGAAAAAAAUGGUGAAACGGUCCUUAUGACAGGGGUUACUGGAUCUCUUGGCUCUUUUAUUCUCCGUGAUUUAUUAAACAAUCCAAAUGUGCUUAAAGUUUACUGUUUGGUGAGAGCUUCAGAUGAAAAUCAUGGAUGGUCUCGAUUAAAAGAUUCAUUUGAACAACGUCAUUUAGAUACUUCGUUAUUAUCUAAAGAACGUAUUGUUAUUUUGCCAAGUGAUUUGGCUUUUGAACGUGAAAGUAUUGCUGGAACUGUUCAUCUUCUUAUGCUCGCCCGUGAAGCAUAUACUCAUCAUCAAAAUGUUCAUUUUAAUUUUACAUCAAGUGUCAGUACAACCAUUGGAUCAAAGACAAAUGUUAAAGAAGAUGAAUUACCUCAUAAUAUUUCAAAUGCAAUGCUUAAUGGAUACGGUUUAUCAAAAUUCAUUACUGAAAAUGUAUGUGCUGAAUGGUCGCGAAAAAUUGGGUUUAAACUUGAUAUUCAUCGUGUUGGACAAGUUAGUGGAAAUUCAGUUACGGGAGUUUGGAAUACUCGAGAACAUAUUCCACUUAUGAUAAAAGGUGCACAAAUUAUGAAAAUUAUGCCAGAUUCAUAUUCUUCAAAUGUUGACUGGAUUCCUCUUGAUAUCGCAUCUCAAAGUAUCGUCGAUAUCUCCUUAAGUGCACCUUUUGCUAAAGAUGGUGAUUAUAUUCGAGUUAAUCAUAUAGUUAAUCCGAAACAAGUCACAUGGAACGAAUUCUUAAAAUCUUUACAACAAAGUGGAAUAGAUUUUAAGAUUGUUUCGAAUAAAGAAUGGUUGAAUACAUUAUUAAAUACUCCCGAAUAUCAAAAUGUGGAUGAAAAUCCAGUAGCCGCAUUAUCAGGAUUCUUUGAAAAGGUUAUGAGCGAAUCAUCGGAUAAGAGUGAAAGACAUGAACCCUUAUUUGAAACACAUAAAUCAUCAAAUCGUAGUUUAGCACUUUCUAAUUGCCAAAAAAUUGAUGUAAAAUUAAUCAAAUUAUAUGUUAAUAAUUGGAAAAGAAUUUCAUUUUUAGACUCUUAA
Messenger RNA from Dentiscutata erythropus, 3081 nucleotides. Lineage: Eukaryota; Fungi; Glomeromycota; Glomeromycetes; Diversisporales; Gigasporaceae. The record is from the annotation of a GenBank genome assembly.